UCAGCAGAGGUCAGUCUGCUAUGAAGAAAAAAAGGAAAUGUUUUGUUUUGAUUGUUUGCGUCCUUCUUGCUGUUCUUGCCUGUGAGGUGUAUAGAGGACGCCAUCAUGUCGUGGAGUUCACACUCUCUGCAUUUGCUAGCCUUAUGAGCGCUCUAACUGUUGAUUCGUUGGACAGGCUCAAAGGUUCCAAGGUUCUCUGCGUAUUUUCGUCGGGCAGAUUGGGAAAUCAGAUGUUUCAGUAUGCGUCUCUUUUAGGGAUUGCACUGAAAACGAACAGGAUACCGGUCUUUCUGGAAACGUCGUCUGGUUUACGAGAUGUGCUGCGUAAUACUUCGAUAAUUGACAAUUCUGUCAGAUACUCCAGCCAUUGCAACGAGAAUUUCGUACGGGAGCGCGUAUGUUGCAAAUCUUUCCCAGGAUUCUUCCAGCUGGAUCCAAACAAGAAUUAUAGGAUUGGACGCUACCUGCAGUCGUGGCGAUACUUCUUUGAACACGAGGCGGAAAUACGCCAAGCGAUGAAGUUCAAGGACUCUGUAGUGUCCCAGGCUCAGCAGGUGGUUGACAGCCUGCGACAGAAAUACAACCGUACGCUGACAGGCGUCCACGUACGCAGGGGAGACUACCUUUAUGUAGAACAUCAGGGAUAUAAGACAGCUCCUUUGACAUAUCUUUUGCACGCCAUGGAUUACGUCACAAAACGGUUCGGUGACGUCACUUUUGUUGUCUCCUCGGAUGACGUCAGAUGGUGCCAGGAACAGUUUGCAAACACAAGUGACGUCAUUGUGCUGUCGGCCAACUCAACGCCUGCUGUUGACAUGAUGACUCUUGCGUCACUGGAUCACAUGAUCAUGACGGUGGGCACGUACGGGUGGUGGGCUAGUUUUCUGAACCCCGGGGUCACCGUCUACUACCGAGACUUUGUAGAUCCGGGUACACCUCUAUCAGAAAGUUUCAACCCGAACGGAACGGACUUCUACUGUCCAGUGUGGAUUUCUUUGUCGUGAAUGACAUCGUCAUCGUCAUCAGUAGUGUUGCUAGUGAGGGCGUCGCCAAUACAUCCGGGACAGCCGUGUGGUGAUUUCACGUACUUAAGACACUACAAUCUCAUGUCAUCGUUUCUUACUUUCAAAUAUACUAGUUUUUAUAAUAUUUUUAUCAUCUAUACUCUUUAUAUGAUAUUUUAAAGAACUUUCCAUAACAUCUACAAGUCACGAUUUUACUCUGUGACAUUAUGUGGAAUUUUAACAGUCCUUAGUCGGAGGGUAUUUUUAAUAGGAAUAUAAAUAUCUUUUAUCUUUUCUGGUCCCUUGUGAUCCUCUAAACUGUAAAGAAAUCCUAGACAUUACAGAUUAGAAUCCCUUUCUCUAAUGUUUAUAUCACUGCUAUAAUAUAAUUUCCUUCAUCGUGUAUAUAAACUUUAAAAACUGAAAAUUCAAAAUUGUGAUUAAAUAGGAUUAGCAACCCACGUGAGGAAGAAGCAUAUGAAGCAAGAAGGCAAGAGUAACCGCAUUCUGCAGAAAUCAUUGUUUUGUUCCUGUGAACAUAUAUCACUUGACUGAUUUGCAUUGAAAACAAGUACCUUUGUUUACACACAGCGAGUGAUAGAUGCUUCUAAUUAAAGACUAUUGGAAUAGGGAAUAUAUCAAAUCAAAGCUACAAUUGGAAAUGCAGGACAUUACUUUACAUCAUCCUAAAAGUAAGAACAAUAUAAAUAGUAUGACACAAACAUUUAAGCAAAUAAGAAUUUUCACCUUGACAAAAAAUUUCCAUUCAUGCCUUCAUGAGUGGUAAUACAUUUCUGGAUCUCAUCUUUGUUCUUCAAUUUCUAAAUAAAAAAAAAUCUUUUUCUA
Pomacea canaliculata is the source of this 1850-nucleotide messenger RNA. RefSeq names its product galactoside 2-alpha-L-fucosyltransferase 2-like. Gene Ontology annotation, biological process: carbohydrate metabolic process. Lineage: Eukaryota; Metazoa; Mollusca; Gastropoda; Architaenioglossa; Ampullariidae. Gene Ontology annotation, molecular function: galactoside 2-alpha-L-fucosyltransferase activity. The transcript has 2 exons. Gene Ontology annotation, cellular component: membrane. The record is from RefSeq and is a predicted model, not a curated record. Bases 21 to 1004 code for a protein of 327 amino acids.